CCUUGGCGCAACGCGGAACAUCAACAAACCCCUGCUAACCGCUGGCCCCGCCAAACCAAAUACGUCAAACACGCCAACACCUGUCAGUCGACAUGCUGCCGUAUCAAUUCGUUUAGACAAGUCCGACACAACACACAACACGUUAACACAACAUGGACCCGCCGAACCUGGGCGCGCUUGACCUCUCCGACUCGGACACGGACGCGUUGUUUGACACGCCCGCGGCGCGCAAGACCAAGAAGCAGACAAAAGAUGCAGACAAUGAGACAGCAAAGACACGGUCAAAGGAGUCGCAUUACACGACAGAAGAGGCGCGAGAAGCAGCAUUGCGCAGGGAGCUGGAGAGCAUACGAAACGUCAACAAGGUCAUCGAGGGCGUGGUAGAAAGCCUGCAGAAGGCCAAGGACAACAUGGCUACUGUAUCACGCACCGUCCAGAAUGCGUCUACCUUGCUCCAAACAUGGACGCGCAUACUUUCCCAAACAGAACAUAAUCAGCGUCUGAUCUUGAAUCCGCAAUGGCAGGGUGCGUCGCAAGAUUUGGUUGAUAUCGAGGAGGAAGAAGUACACCGUCAGCAGGCUGCACAACGUCGGGCGGCAGACGAGCAGGCACGGAGAGAAGCUGCGGCUAGGAAGAUAGAGGAAGAUCGUAGGAAGGCAGAAGCUGCUCCACGAGCAGGUACACGAGGUAGAGGCAGGGGCGUCCGACCACGCGGUGCUUCGACUUCAUCCACAGGGAAUUACACCGGCGUAGGUGGACAAACAGGACGUGGUGUCAGUCGUAGCGACUCAAGAGGUCGAGCGGGCAGCGGCAUCGGACGAGGGCUUCCACGGGGAAGAGGAAGAGGCUUGGGUUAACGAGCUUGCGCCACGUCUUCGCCAUACCUCGAACGCGUACAUGCCAUAUUCAAUCGACAUUGAUACCUAAAUCGUGAACUUCUCAGUCUGGUGGUAUCGAAUGCUGAGGUCAGCAUAAUUUAUCGUGCAAUUUCGAGUCGUCUCACUGAGUCUAACUCAUUUUAUCAUCGCCGGGCAUCCAUAGCUUAUCUUGCCACGGCGCUUUUCCCCCGAGCAACUGCGAACGAGCCCCCGAAUCCGUACCUGCAGCUCGAUGCAGCUCACGGGCCGUUGGUGAUGCGGAUGCGCUUCUCAAAACGGCAAGGUCUGAGGACCCCACUUGUCGUCAGUUGGACCCCGCCGUACAUU
Molecule: messenger RNA, 1205 nt
Organism: Alternaria rosae
Lineage: Eukaryota; Fungi; Ascomycota; Dothideomycetes; Pleosporales; Pleosporaceae
Product: DASH complex subunit Duo1-domain-containing protein
Exons: 2
Coding region: 153-857 (234 amino acids)
Biological process (GO): mitotic cell cycle
Cellular component (GO): mitotic spindle; DASH complex
Source: RefSeq, a predicted model, not a curated record